AUGACCCACUGUUGCUCCCCUUGUUGCCAGUCCACCUGCUGCAGGACCACCUGCUGCAGGACCACCUGCUGGCAGCCCACCUGUGAGACCACCUGCUGCAGCACACCCUGCUGCCAGCCAAGCUGCUGUGAGUCCAGCUGCUGCCAGCCCUGCUGCCGCCCCACUUGCUGUCCAACCACCUGCUGCAGGACCACCUGCUGGAAACCCACCUCUGUCACCACCUGCUGUAGCACACCCUGCUGCCAGCCCAGCUGCCGCCCCACUUGCUGUGACACCUCCUGCUGCCAGCCCAGCAGCUGUGCACCCGUCUACUGCACCAGGACCUGCUACCAGCCCACCUGCGUCUGCCUGCCUGGUUGUCUGAACCUGGGCUGUGGAUCCAGCUGCUGCCAGCCUUCCUGCUGCUGA
Messenger RNA from Otolemur garnettii (small-eared galago), 408 nucleotides. RefSeq names its product keratin-associated protein 9-2-like. Gene Ontology annotation, cellular component: keratin filament. The record is from RefSeq and is a predicted model, not a curated record. The transcript has a single exon. The coding region runs from base 1 to 408 and encodes 135 amino acids. Lineage: Eukaryota; Metazoa; Chordata; Mammalia; Primates; Galagidae.